UUGUAAAAUCAAGGGUUAGGGGCUUAUCUCUGGGAGGAUCGAUGCUGCAUAGUGUUGACUCCUUAGAGGACGGUCCCAGGGCCUGUAUUCUAACCAUGGGGCUGGAGGCCUUUUUCCUAAGGGAUAAGGCGUCCAGGGACCUGGUUCCAAUUCUGGUCAGAUCCCCCACUCGGGACGGCGUGAGGGAGGUAGUGGUCGCCUCUGCGUACUUUCCAGGCGACCGCAGCUGUCCUCCGCAGGAGAUCAGUGACUUGGUCUCCUACUGCGAGGAGGCGAAUCUUCCUCUUUUGAUUGGCUGCGACAGCAAUGCUCACCACGUUUUGUGGGGCAGCGCGGCAACGAAUAGAAGGGGGGGAGACCUCGUGAAGUUCAUGGCCUCUGCAGGGCUGCAGGUGGCCAACAGAGGGGUAGAACCCACGUUUUUCACGACGGGUCGGAGCUCGGUCAUAGAUUUAACACUUUGUACCAGGGCUCUGCUCCCGGAAAUAACUGGGUGGUGUGUCUGUGGGGAAGACUCUAUGUCGGACCAUAGAUACAUCACCUUUGGGUUGGAGAUGGGUGUUCGGGAACCCAUUAGAUUUAGGAACCCCCGGGCAACAAACUGGGAACUCUAUAGAGAGGAACUUGCUUGGCGCCUAGGGGGCUUACCAAGGAAACACCGCACAAUGGAGGAGAUUGACGAGGCCGCCGACCGAGUCAGCUCCGCUAUGAUGCGGGCGUUCGAGAUUAGUUGCCCUGAGACAGAGGAGCAUAGGGCGGGAAGGACUCCUUGGUGGAGCUCUUCCCUGGAGCGUCUCAGGAGGAAAGUGCGGAGGCUGUUCAAUACAGCGAGGAGCAGCAGCCAAGGUGCGGACUGGGAUCUCUAUAGGGAGGUCCGCAGACAGUACAGUACUGCGACGGAGUAAUGAAUACCCCGGACGCGGCUAGGCUCCUUAGGGUACUCAGAAGUGACCCUGCGGGAAGACUGGGGGUGGUCCGCAGGACCGGCGGUGGCUACACAGCGGGACCAGCGGACACACUACAACAGCUGCUGAACACGCACUUCCCAGGGUCCGCUGAUCCGGACACAGGGGGGAAUAUUGAAGCCGGGGGUCGUCUUGGAGGCGACUACGCCACGGCAAGGAGGGUGGUUACCCAUAGUAGGCUGAGGUGGGCUAUUGACAGCUUUGGCCCCUUCAAGUCGGCGGGCGGGGAUGGAGUUUUUCCGGCUCUGCUGCAAAGGGACGGAGGUCUCCUGACCAGCCCGCUGAUGGACCUGUUCAGGGCCUCCAUUGCGAGGGGGUACGUGCCCGAGCUGUGGAGACACAGCAGGGUAGUGUUCAUUCCCAAGGUUGGAGGAGGGUAUGGGCUCGGGACGGCUGUCGGUGUGCGUGUUCGCUGACAUCGAAGGGGCUUUCAAUAACACGGCCCUGUACUCGAUCUGCAGGGCGGUGGAGAGUACUGG
Cylas formicarius (sweet potato weevil) is the source of this 1444-nucleotide messenger RNA. RefSeq lists its product as uncharacterized. Bases 42 to 905 code for a protein of 287 amino acids. Lineage: Eukaryota; Metazoa; Arthropoda; Insecta; Coleoptera; Brentidae. The record is from RefSeq and is a predicted model, not a curated record. The transcript has 2 exons. Gene Ontology annotation, molecular function: catalytic activity.